This is a messenger RNA of Penicillium canariense, 423 nucleotides long. RefSeq lists its product as uncharacterized. The transcript has 3 exons. The record is from RefSeq and is a predicted model, not a curated record. Bases 1 to 423 code for a protein of 140 amino acids. NCBI's taxonomy places the organism in Eukaryota, Fungi, Ascomycota, Eurotiomycetes, Eurotiales, Aspergillaceae.
AUGAACGGGCUCGGUGGCGGCCUAGCCCAGCUCGCUUGCGCGGGACGAACAGGCUCCAUCGCGACGGAGCGAGAACGAGCACCGCGAAGCGGGCCAAAUACCGAGUGGGAAAUCGGGAAGGGGCGUGAUCCGAGGGUGUUCACCAGGAUCGGACAUAACUUCGCGGCCAUGAUUGGUUACGGAGAAAAAGCUGGGAUGAGAAAAGGGGCAAAUGCGGUAGUUAUCGUGCCCCGUACUCUAUACGUCCUCCGUAUGUACCCCCGGUCCAAUGCCGGUCAACCCUACACUAACACCUACACCAACACCUACACCAACACCUACACCUACACCUACACCUACACCUACACCUACACCUACACCUACACCCACGAGGUGCGCCGGAGCAUGUCUCAAGAGGGGAUGGCGGACAGCCCACGGGGAUAG